Molecule: messenger RNA, 3375 nt
Organism: Scylla paramamosain (green mud crab)
Lineage: Eukaryota; Metazoa; Arthropoda; Malacostraca; Decapoda; Portunidae
Product: dipeptidase 1-like
Exons: 12
Coding region: 1244-2482 (412 amino acids)
Biological process (GO): proteolysis
Molecular function (GO): metallodipeptidase activity
Source: RefSeq, a predicted model, not a curated record
AGUCGAGGGAGGAGCGAGGAGCAGAGCGGAGCGUGAGGCGCCGGGCCGCUCACCCAGUGCACACACGUCCCGUCUGAUGGUUGCGCCGCGCUGCACGACAUGCUCCUAGCCGCCUUGCGAGGGUGAGCCGCGCGGGGCCGCGGCGCCAUGUGAGGUGGGCGCCAUGGAGGGACGCGGGAGGGCGUGACGCGGGCGCCAGCCUGUGCAGGGUGCAGGGCAGGGCGAGGGCAGACUAACGCCGCCGCCCGUCCUGCCGCCCCUCAUGGAGUGGGCCAACGGGGACAUCCGCGUCGGUACGGGGCGUGCCCCGCCCCGCCCCAAGGUGCACGAGACCGUGGUCGACAUGCACGGCUACCCGCCCGCCCGCGACUACCCGCCCCAGACCCACCUGGACUACGGCUCGGUGGGCGUGCCGCGGGCCGAGUGCACGCCCAAGCACUGCGGGUACGGCGGCCCGCCCACCAGCGGCCACCACCCGUAUGGCAUCACGCACCCCAACUACCAGACUUCAGGCUCAGCCCCGGGGGCGGCUCCCCCUAUCCGGGCGAGCGCCGUGAGUACGCGCCCCCGCCCCGGGACUACCCGCCGCCCUCCUACACCAGCGAGCAGUGCGGCUAUUCGGCCCCCGCGGGCUACGUGUCCGCGGGGCGCCGCUCCCCGUGCCCGGGGGGACGUGUAGCGAGUGUCCGGGGGCGCGGCGUGUGAGUACCGGCCCGCCUGCUACUCCUCCGCCGACCGUCCGCCCCGCACCGACCUGGGGCCGCCCCCGGACAUCCACCCCGAAGUGCGGCCCGCCGAGGCGCGGCCGCCGCCCGACGUGCACCGCGACGUGCCGCCGGAACUGCGUCAGGAGGCGCGGCCCGAGUGCUACGAGGCGCGCGGCGGCCGCAGCCACCACGCCAGCCACUGCGACCUGCGGGAGUUCCAGGAGUGGCGGGAGCUGCGCGGCUCCAGGGAGUCCGUGGGCACGCUGCCGCCAGAGCUAGAGUCACACCUGCGGGAGUGCCGCUGCCCCUGCGACCACCUGGGCUACGGCAACUACCAGAGCCUGCUGGAGGGGUGCCCUGCUGUGUCACACAUCUCCGUAAGCCACAGCAGCUGUAGCGCGGAGACCUGUAGACACGAGUCCUCUACGGUAUACACACAACUAUCGUAUCUCGAUUCUCCACGAUCUAAUUCCUCUAACGGAUUCGCCAACAGACGGAAAGUGGGCGGGGAGCUAAGCACACGUCACUGGUGGUUGAUGGGCUUGGUGUUCCUGGUGGCAGCAGCAGCAGGCGUGGGCGUGGGGGUGCCUCUCGCCUUCCGAGCUGGGCCUUCCUUUUCCCUCGACAAUAGACUGCAGCUCGCCAGGGAAAUUUUGGACCAGCACCCCCUCAUUGACGGCCACAACGACCUGCCUUGGAAUAUUCGAAGCUUCAUUCACAACCAGCUCGAAAAAUUGAAGCUAAACGAGUCUCUGAAGGGAGUGCAGCCGUGGUCCGUCAGCAACUGGUCCCACACAGACAUUCCGAGGCUCCUGGAAGGGAAGGUGGCGGGUCAGUUCUGGGUCGCCUACACGCCUUGUGAAUCUCAGUACCAGAACGCUGUACAGAUCACCCUUGAACAAAUAGACGUGAUCAAAAGAGUCAUUAAGAAAUAUAGUGAACACAUGGAGCUGGUCACGAACUCUAAAGACAUCAAGAAGGUGUUUCAGAAGGGCAAGAUAGCCAGCCUUAUUGCCAUCGAGGGAGGACACGGCAUCAGCAACAGUUUCGGCUCUCUAAGAAUGAUGUAUGAGUUAGGAGUCCGUUAUCUCACUCUCACGCACACCUGCAACACCCCCUGGGCCACCUCGUCUGUCGUGGAGAGGACGGGGCACAUUGCCAAGAAUGAGACCUUUGGCUUGACUGACUUCGGAAAGAAGAUCGUGCAGGAGAUGAACAGGCUGGGGAUGAUGGUAGAUCUGUCACACGUGUCCACACAGACCAUGAAGGACACACUGGCAGCCACUCGCGCCCCUAUCAUCUUCUCCCACUCCUCCUCCAGGGCUCUCUGCAACAACUCAAGAAAUGUGCCAGACGAUGUUCUGCGCCAGGUGAAACACAAUCGAGGCAUAGUAAUGGUCAGUUUUUACGCCAAUCACGUGAGCUGUACCGACCCUGCGAACGUCACUCAUGUGGCAGAGCACAUCAACCAUAUAAGGAAGGUGGCAGGAAUCGAUCAUGUUGGCAUUGGUGCGGACUUCGAUGGCAUCAACAAGACUCCGGAUGGCCUUGAGGACGUGAGCAGGUACCCUUGGCUUGUGGCGGAGCUCCUGCGGGAUCCCAACUGGACGACCGCAGACAUCGCAAAGCUGAUUGGUGAAAACAUUCUCAGAGUUUUUGAAGAAGUGGAGAGGGUGCGGGAUGAGUUCAUGGCGCGGGGCGUGGAGGCGCAGGAGGAGGAGAUACACCCAGAAUACCUGAAGGGGAAGACCAACUGCACCUACAUCUUUGACUAAUCACUUUCAUCACCGCCAUGACCACCACCACCACCGUCGCCACCACCACCACCACCACCGCCACCACCAUCGCCGCCACCGCCACCGCCGCCGCCGCCGCCUCACUCUUACUGAUGGUGGAAGGUGUGGAUAAUAUUGUGGUGGAGGGUGACAAGGACGGUGGAAGAGUGAGGGGAGUGUUGGAGCUUUGUAAAGGAAGGAAAAACUUUGUUGAUUGAAGGCUAAGGGAGCGUGCAUCCGUGUGUGCGUGUGUGUGUGUGUGUCUGUGUGUGUGUGUGUGUGGCAAGUGACUGUCUCAAGCGAAUAGUUGACAAUUUCAAAGUUUUCCUACAAACGUUCGCAAGGAAAAAAGUGGAAAAAAAUUAAACACGUUUAAAUAGACCAGACAGACAGACACAGAAAAAAAGAUUAGUGAAAAGAAAGAAAAAGCCAAACUGUUUUCUCUUUUUUUUUUCGAGUUUGUGAAGAAUCGUUUGGACAAAGUUGUUGAAAAGAAAACAGAAAAGGAGAAAGUGAAGUAUAAGUAGAUAAACUGUAAGAUUUGUAUCAAGGGGACUACUGUUUUGUAAAUAAGAAAUUUAUACAAGACUAACAAACACGUUGACCCCAAAUUAAUUCUAUACAAGACAUUAUAAACAUUUGCUGUUGUUGUGAGGGUUGCCAAGUUGUCGAUUUGUUGAUCUGAUUUACCACGAGAAGGAGGAGCAGCAGGAGGAGGAAGAAGGAGGAGAAAGAAGGAGGAGGAGGAGGAGGAGGAGAGAGAAAGAAGGCCCGAGCGUUACUUCUCCCGCACCUACAGUUUCAGGGUGCCAAAUUUGUGCCAAAUGAAACUUUCUUAUCACACAAUUCGGAAAAAAAAAGUAAGAAAAAGAAAAUUUCACCAAAAAAAUAAA